AUGUUCUCACAAGACUGCUUCCCGUACGAUCCAGAAUCUGGGUUGUGUAUCCACCAGCGCGACAGCACGCAAUUCUUUCUGCUUGGGUGUAAAACAUCCUCUUCCAGCAAUGUGUAUUUACGCGAGCUGCUCGGCCCUACGAUAAACCUGCCAGCUAUGCCUCGUAGCUGCCGCGCUAUCGGUUUACCUCAUUGGAGUGGCUUCAGCACGGCACCAGAGCGAAUCGCACCGCCUGGGGAACUGAAAGCCUCAGACCUCUUGAGAGAUCGCGGCAUGAUGCCCACUUACAACCCUCCGGCAGGCGAACGGUGCUACUUGGGCGCAGAUCAGCUAAAGCCCAUCGUACAGCCAGUCAAGUUUCGCGUCCAUGACCACCGCGAGCGAAGGCGAGGAACAGACAUGAGCUGGAUGAAAGUGAGCGAGCAAGAUGAGGAUGCCAGACCGAAAACGAGCACAGCACCUAUCCAGUUUUUCAGGCAAGCGCCGAGACGAGUAAACACCAGUUCAGAGCUCACAGCGUCCUUUGAGACAAGAUCGAUGGAGAAGAGAAGAUUGACGUUGGCGGAGGAAUUCGCGUCCGAGGGAUUGGACUGUACGGAACUUCCUUCAACAUCCGACUCAGACGACGAGGAGGAAUGUGAAGAUAUCCGGCAUGCCCGUCGAUGA
Messenger RNA from Alternaria arborescens, 666 nucleotides. RefSeq lists its product as hypothetical. The record is from RefSeq and is a predicted model, not a curated record. NCBI's taxonomy places the organism in Eukaryota, Fungi, Ascomycota, Dothideomycetes, Pleosporales, Pleosporaceae. The coding region runs from base 1 to 666 and encodes 221 amino acids. The transcript has a single exon.